AUGGGGAUGGGAAUGGACGAGAGGGAUCCGUGGCUGGGAAUAGACAAACUGUACCACCUUUUAAUGUGUUUGUGUCUGACACUUGUCUUUUACGCUCUUGCUUCCUUCACUCCUUACCGCCGCCACGCCAUUUCCAUCGGAUCCCUCGCUUCUCUCCUCGCCGGCGCCGCCAAAGAGGCCGCCGAUCACCUCGGCUACUUCCGCUCUUCCGGGGCUUCCCUCAAGGACGCCCUCGCCGACAUCCUCGGCGUCCUCAUCGCUUCCUUCGCUCUUUCUCUCUUCCGAUCUCAACCUCACCCUCAGCUCCGCGCCGUGUCGCUUGUUUGAAGACACUCUUUCAAACAAUUUCAGAUGGAAAUUGCCAGUACACUUCUUUUCUUCAAUUUAAUUCAAUUCUUUUUUUUUUAAGUUUUAUUUUUCUAUUUCAUCUCAUUGUUAUGUGAAAAUAUAAUUCAAUUUCAUCUUAGUUUUCUAUUUCCGAGGUUUUCUGUUUUGGAGAUAAUAAUCAGACUUCUCGUUAUUUUUCUUUUACAUUUAUCAAAAAAGAAAAGAAGAAAAAAUUAGUAUUGUAUUAUACAAGUACCAAACAUCACUCAUUUAUGCCUGAAUAUGAUAUGAUAGAUACACAAGGUCACCUGAGCACACAUUUUGUAUCUCUAGUAUGUGCACAUACCAAACGGUUCUCACUUUUGUUUGCUUGUUUCUACAAUAUUUAUACCAUCAAAGCAGAAAGAUUGGAUCAUGUUGUAGAGUCUAAGAUGUUUUAUUAGGUGGUCUUGGGGUGAUAAGGGAUGACAUUGGGACAAGUGGAGUCACCUUCUGAAGCUGAUGGAAGCCCUUGCCUUGGCGUUAUCAUCUUCUUGAGGCAGUUUGACAGCAGUGUAAGUGCCUGCCCCACCUAAAGCUCCAAGGAUGGGAGCUAUGAGAUAGAUCCAUAUGCCUUUGUAGUUGUUUGCGGCAAUAGCUGGCCCUAAUGUUCUUACUGGGUUCAUUGACCCUCCUGUUACUGGCCUGCAAUACAACAAUGUUAAGCUUCUGUUUAUCAAAAUCUGCUCCAAAUUUUAAGCAAUAACUCAUUAGUUUCAGAAAUUUGUGUUUUUGGAUUCUUUUUAUCAAAGCAAUAUAUGGGACGUAC
Messenger RNA from Abrus precatorius (Indian licorice), 1135 nucleotides. RefSeq lists its product as uncharacterized. The record is from RefSeq and is a predicted model, not a curated record. Lineage: Eukaryota; Viridiplantae; Streptophyta; Magnoliopsida; Fabales; Fabaceae. Bases 1 to 327 code for a protein of 108 amino acids. The transcript has a single exon.